Messenger RNA from Theobroma cacao (cacao), 2146 nucleotides. Its product is annotated as RING/FYVE/PHD-type zinc finger family protein. The record is from RefSeq and is a predicted model, not a curated record. Gene Ontology annotation, molecular function: metal ion binding; phosphatidylinositol binding. NCBI's taxonomy places the organism in Eukaryota, Viridiplantae, Streptophyta, Magnoliopsida, Malvales, Malvaceae.
AUUCGUUCAGGUUUCGUGCAUUGGGAAUUGUCCUCUUUCUAUCCUCCUACGACUUCCACCAGAGAAAAAAACUCACGAAAAAACCCCUGUCGGUCCUGCUUGUUCUUCUUCUUGUUUAUGUUGUUAAGAUUAAAGAUUAAAGAUUAAAGCUUCGAAAUUAAGUCUUCCAAUUCGAUACGUUAAUUUCCAUAUGCAUAGGGGAUUCAAUUAGCGGCUAAGAGGGGUAUCUAUUUUUGAAUUGCGGUGAAAUUGCUUGUUGAAUUUAGGAAUUAGCUUCUUGGUGGUGUGGUUGCAUGGCCAGCGUUGAGGGUAGGGUCUCGUAUUCCACGCUUUCAAAACUAGAAAAGGAGAAUAAUAACGCGUAUCAAUUUGAUGAUGAUUAUAAUGAUUCUGUUUGGCCUGUGCCAGAAGACAAAAGUAUUGUCCCAUUAGGCUCGAAGUCAAUGAAAAGAGAUCACUUUUAUCAGUUUCCAGCUGAAUCUGAGGAUGUUAUUGAUGGAGGUUAUGAUUCUGGUGAUGAUGUCUAUAAAUCAAUGCGGAAUGGCUUGCAUCCAGAUGUGAACUUGAAGAAUGUGUUGAGUGGGUUAUUUGCAAUUGUAACUGGGCGUAAUAAAGGCCCCACGAGUGUUUCUUUGAAUCAGCAUUACCAAAGUUCUAAUGUCUCAUUUUUGGGGUCUGGAAAGAAUGGAGAUACCUAUCUGCACUCCUCGGUUUAUAUACCGAGUGCACCACCACUUCUGGAGCCAAGUGGGAUAAAUUAUAAUGCAUAUAAAGAGGUGUUGGAAGCUGAGCCUCCAGAGUGGCUUCCUGAUAGUUCUACCACGGUUUGCAUGCAGUGUGAUGCUCCCUUUACUGCAAUUACAUGUGGCAGACAUCAUUGCCGGUUUUGUGGAAGGAUUUUCUGCAGAACAUGUUCUAAGGGAAGGUGCUUGCUUCCUGUUAAAUUUAGAGAAAGAAAUCCCCAGAGGGUGUGUGAUUCUUGCUAUGAUAGGCUUGACCCAUUGCAGGGUGUUCUUAUUAAUACCAUUAGCAACGCUGUGCAAGUAGCAAAACAUGAUGUCAUGGAUUGGACGUGCACUCGAGGUUGGUUGAAUUUGCCUGUUGGUUUGUCCAUGGAACAUGAGAUCUACAAAGCAUCCAAUACCUUGAGAAGCUAUUGCCAGGUUGCUAGGUUGAAUCCAGAGAGAUCUAUACCAUUGGCAGUUCUGAAAGGAGCCAAAGGCUUAGCUAUUUUAACUGUUGUUAAAGCUGGAGUUCUUGUUGCAUACAAACUUGGGACUGGUCUUGUUACUGCACGAAGGUCAGAUGGAACAUGGUCUGCCCCAUCAGCUAUAUUCUCUGUUGGUUUAGGAUGGGGUGCUCAGAUUGGGGGUGAGGUCAUGGAUUUGAUAAUUGUGCUUCAUGAUUCGAAAGCUGUGAAGACAUUUUGUAGUCGAAUGCAUUUUUCUCUUGGUGCUGGAUGCAGUGCUGCUGCAGGACCUGUAGGGAGAGUGCUGGAAGCUGAUCUUCGGGCAGGGGAUCGAGGCUCUGGCAUGUGUUACACUUACAGUUGUAGCAAAGGGGCAUUUGUUGGUGUGUCAUUGGAAGGGAACAUUGUUGCAACAAGAAUGGAUACCAACCUACGGUUCUAUGGUGAUCCUUAUCUCACCACUGCUGACAUACUGCUUGGGACAGUGGACAGACCAAAGGCUGCUGAGCCCUUGUAUGUUGCUCUGGAUGACCUCUACUCUAGCCUACAUUAUUAGUUUAACACCAUUUGGGUAUAGUAACUUGCUGCAGCUUGUGAAACAAGCAACAACUUGACUACUUGGUGCAGUUCCUGCCCUGGAAGAUCAGUGAUUGUACAGCAUGAAGUUGCCUUUCAUAGUUAUGUGGAUAUGGAUGAAGGAAUAUUGUUUCAUGGACAAAAAGCUUUUAUUCUCUCCCUUUUCCAUUUCACAAGCCUAAUUUCGCAUUGGAUCAAAUGUGCAUCUACAUUUGUCAAACAAACCGGUCAAUUACGAUGUAAAUAUUCAUAUUCUUACUUGUGUAUAUUCUGUUUGGACAAAUGUGAUGGCUUUGGGUACUUUGGGCUUGUGUGCUUGAUUCAAUAAUAUGUUUGGUGAGAAAGGGAGCAAAGUUUAGCUGCCUAUCUUUAUUUUCCGUA